GCAUGCACACUGUCACACCGUUCCACUGUUUACAAACAAAUCCGGUGCCGUGAUGGUGCUUUCCCAUCAUUAAUUUGCAAGUUUUUUAGGGCAAAAAAGGGUCUGUGAAGGUCAAUGUUUGGUGGUUGAUGGAAAUAACUUAUACGUAACGAACUAUCAUCAUCACAGGAUUUGCGCGAAUGACACCGUGCCUCGACGUUUGCGCAACACGAGCUAGCUUACGCCACCGGUUGUUUGAUUUCGGAGCGGCCGGCUACUUUACCAUCCACAUCCAAGAUGUAUCACCGGAAUCUGGCCCACCUGAAUCCGUACGAGCUGCACAAGCAUCUAAUCAACGAGUACAUGCUCACGAAGCCGGGUGCAACGAAGCUGCUGCAGCGUGAUACGUCCCGCGACAAAACGGACCACGAUGUAGUGCGCGAGAAUCACCGGUUUCUGUGGGAUGACGAAACGGUGGACAGCUGGGAGAAGCAGCUGGCCAAGAAGUACUACGAUAAGCUGUUCCGCGAGUACUGCAUAGCGGACCUGAGCCGGUACAAGGAGAACAAGGUUGCUAUGCGGUGGAGAAUCGAGAAGGAGGUGGUUGUCGGCAAGGGACAGUUCGUUUGCGGCGAUCGGCACUGCGAAGAGCGGAACGAGCUGCGCAGCUGGGAGGUCAACUUUGGCUACCAGGAGCAUGGGCAGAAAAAGAACGCACUAGUUAAGCUGCGCCUUUGUCCCAAAUGUUCCGACAAACUUAACUAUCACUCGAAAAAGAGGGAAAUCAAACGGCUGAAAAAACGAGAUCGUAAAGCAAAAUCUUCCAGUGGCGGUAGGAGGGUAAGCGAUGAUGCUGUUUCCUCGAGUAGCGUGGCUGCGCCUACUCAGGAAGGCACAUCUGUCGCCACGACAACACAGGAAAGCAUCGAACCGGAUGAAGUACCGGAAGCGGUAGGCGAACAAGAUGGUUCCUGUGCACCGGAAGUUGCUGAAGGAAGUUGGACGAAGGGCCAUGAAGUGGAAGAAAAGACACGUGAAGAAGAGUUUGACGAGUUUUUGGAGGAUCUUUUGCUUUAAUCUACGAUCGUUGCGUGCACAAACAUUAAACAAACGAUACUGUGUGCUACUAUUUUUAAGAUCGUAGUCGAGCUAUGUUUAAGCAUGUUUGGGAAAUAUAAUAACGCCUGUGGUGUUUUCGAAUUUCAGUUUAA
Molecule: messenger RNA, 1190 nt
Organism: Anopheles arabiensis
Lineage: Eukaryota; Metazoa; Arthropoda; Insecta; Diptera; Culicidae
Product: protein FRA10AC1 homolog
Exons: 5
Coding region: 277-1056 (259 amino acids)
Biological process (GO): dephosphorylation
Molecular function (GO): phosphatase activity
Source: RefSeq, a predicted model, not a curated record